Molecule: messenger RNA, 1586 nt
Organism: Periophthalmus magnuspinnatus
Lineage: Eukaryota; Metazoa; Chordata; Actinopteri; Gobiiformes; Gobiidae
Gene: s1pr4
Product: sphingosine-1-phosphate receptor 4
Exons: 2
Coding region: 163-1392 (409 amino acids)
Biological process (GO): G protein-coupled receptor signaling pathway
Cellular component (GO): membrane
Molecular function (GO): sphingosine-1-phosphate receptor activity
Source: RefSeq, a predicted model, not a curated record
ACUCACUAAGCAUCCCACCAGAGACAAGGGUGUGUUGUCCAAAGAGCUGCAGAGCUUAGUGCCAUGAAAGCCUGUAUCAUCACAGGAGUUUCACAUUAAGUCCAGCUCUUCGCCUCCACAACCCUCCAUCACAGCCUCAGACUUCAACCAGCACCUGUCACAAUGUCUGACCUCUCCAACAUCACCUCUCCCUCCUCCUCCACUCGCAAGUAUCACUCUCCUCUGGACUACACCGCAUCCAGUGGCACUACUUUUGGACUGAACCACAUAAUUCUCCUCCACUACAAUCACACGGGCCGCCUUCAGAACAGAACCAUCUCCACCUCCUCCAACAGCAUCAGUGUAUCUGUGCUACUCUUCCUCUCCUUCAGCAUCUUCAUCAUUUUGGAGAACUUGCUAGUGCUUAUUGCCGUCCUUACCCGGAUUCGCACAAGUCGGCGAUGGGUGUAUGUGUGCAUUGCUAAUAUUACUCUGUCUGACUUACUCACUGGUGUUGCCUACUUGGUUAAUAUCUGCAUGUCGGGUAACCAGACUUUUCGGCUCACCCCUGCCCUCUGGCUCUUCCGGGAGGGCAUGCUUUUCGUUGCCCUGGCAGCAUCAAUCUUCAGUCUUCUGCUUAUUGCGGUGGAGCGGUACACAACCAUGAUGAAGCCCCUGCCACAAAAGUCCACCAUGACGUCCUACUAUCGCAUCUAUGGUCUGGUAGUGCUCUGCUGGGUGCUGGCUUUAGUGAUUGGCUUCCUUCCUUUGCUUGGAUGGAACUGUGUUUCCAGCCUGGAUAAAUGCUCUACCCUCCUCCCUCUUUACUCCAAAUCAUACAUUUUAUUCUCGCUCAUUAUUUUUUUCCUCAUCCUCCUGGCAAUCGGAGUGCUGUACGGUGCUAUCUACUGCCAUGUGCACAAAACUACCCAGCUCAACCCCCUAAAAAGUCGGAAGCGCUCCAUAGCUUUGUUGAAAACCGUGGUCACAAUAGUUGGGGUGUUUUUGCUGUGCUGGGGACCGCUUUUCCUGCUUCUUCUGGUGGACUUCUUUUGUGAAUCUCGCCAGUGUGCUCUGCUCUUCAGCGCUGACUUCUGCAUCUCUCUGGCCGUGUUGAACUCAGGCCUCAAUCCCAUUAUAUACGCGCUGGGCAGCAGCGACAUGAGGAGAGCCAUGGCUGAGCUGCUGUGCUGUUGCUGCCUGAAGAUGGGUUUCUGUAAUCCAGAGAAGUUCACGUCCAAAGACACCAGUAGUACAUCGGAGAGCAGAAGGGACAGUCUUAGGAACAGCUUCAGUAAGAUAAGGAAUCUCAGCGUGGUGUCGCCUCCGUCCACUCCCAAAAAGACUAAAAAGAAAGACAGAAAGGGCAGACGGAGCUCCACAACCACCUGCUUGUCAGUUUCAAGUGGUUAGACCACAAGGCUCUCCUCCCAAACUGCCAUCAUCUCUAACGGUUUCCUGUGCUAUGAAACUAGUGCACUGAAAAAUAUGUAUAAAUGGACAUAUUUGUACAUUCAUAUUAUUUUUGUAUAUUAUAUGUUUUAUAUUUUGUGUGUACAGAUGUAUAAAAUUGCUGAGAAUAUGUAUCUGAAGCUAUGUAUUUGACU